Messenger RNA from Podarcis raffonei (Aeolian wall lizard), 4154 nucleotides. Its product is annotated as C-factor-like. NCBI's taxonomy places the organism in Eukaryota, Metazoa, Chordata, Lepidosauria, Squamata, Lacertidae. The record is from RefSeq and is a predicted model, not a curated record. The coding region runs from base 2221 to 3126 and encodes 301 amino acids. The transcript is spliced from 6 exons.
AGGACAAAUACCCAAUGGGGACUUCCUGCAUCAGGCUAGGGGCUAGAUUCCUAGAUGGCCUACAACACACACACACAACUCUAAGCUUUUAGUCCUUUUCACUAGCAACCAGAAUAGCCUUUUUAAAAGCUUUAUAGCAGCCGCAGAGUAAUAAAUGGGUGCCAACUAAGGCGCCAGUCCUGACUGUCAAAGUGACUUGGGGCAACUCCCUUUGUGCUCAUUGGUUUAUUUCCAAGUAAAGGUGAAUAAAAGUGGGUGGCAGUCAGUGAUGCAACUUCAGGGAUGCUUAAUAAUGGUACCAAAAAAAGCAUUUUGGGGCUUUAUGCCUGGCUUGGUGUUUUGCCCUUCACAAUGGAAGCUGUGCAGUGAGCAGAAUUAAACAAUGCCAACCCCUGGAUUGCUCACCAACCAUCUAAGCAGGCUAGCAGGGUAAUUAGAUGACAUCCACUCAGCCCAAGGGUCAGGAAAGGACUUGAAAGGAUUCCAUUAUUCAGUCCCUAAAGCAGUCCAGUUCUGAGCUAAGAAUACUUGCAGAGUUUGGUCUUGAGUUGUGGCCUAGAAACUUGAAGUUAUUUGGGUAGUCAGCCUUGACUUAGUUCUUACUGUGUUUGGAGAAACUGUGCUUGAAUUCUGAAGGAACCUGAUGCUGUGGAAAAACUCCAUACCGCCUUGUCCGUCUCCAGGUGGGACUAAUACGAAUAGACAGAGACCACUUCCAUAAAGCAAAAGCACCCAGGAGGUUGAUACUUAUUUCACUGCUGCAUUAGGAUCCCCUGGUCUUUCCAAGGUAUGGUGCAGGUCAUGAGAUGCAAAUGGCACAGUACCAAAAUCUUUUAUACCCUUUCUGAGCACUCUGAGACAAAGAAUUUUAAAUUGAUUGGUUACAUUUCACAGAAGUAUGAGCUUGUUCAGUUCAUAUGCUCUUAUUGGUGAUUACCGUACAUUCCUAACAUAGCAUUUUAGUAGACACUGCCCCAUUUCCUUGACAUGCCCCUUUUCUUAUCUGUCUUACUCAUUAGAUUUUCUAUCAAACCGUUCCCAACGGGUCAAGAUGGGUUCCUACAUCUCUGCCGAUCUCAGCAUGAAUACGGGGAUGCCGCAGGGGUGCGUGUUGAGUCCACUUUUAUAUACGCUCUAUACAGCUGACUGUGCCCCCAAAUACCCCAGUAAUAAGAUCAUUAAGUUUGCAGAUGAUACAAUGGUGGUUGGUUUAAUCAUGGCUGGAGAGGGGGAGGCAGCCUAUAGGAAGGAAGUUGAGCAGUUGGGGGAGUGGUGCAGGAAAAACAACUUACUCCUUAACUGAAAGAAAACAAAAGAGAUUAUUGUGGACUUUAGGAAAUGUAAAUGGAAUAUUCAGCCACUUAUUAUUGAGGGGAAGUGCAUGGAACAGGUCUUGGUGUUUCGAUUUCUGGGAAUGGAGUUGAGAGAUGACCUAACCUGGGGCGAAAACAGCAAAGACCUGAUGAAGAGAGCACAGCAGAGGUUAUAUUUUCUGAGAAACCUCUGGAAAAACAAUCUCUCAAAGGACCUGUUGAUGGCAUUUUACCAUUGUACUGUUGAGAGUGUAUUAACUUAUGGUCUGUGUGUGUGGUUUGGGAGCUGCACGGUCAGAGAAAAAACAAUGCUGUCCAGGGUUGUAAAGACUGCGGAGAGAAUAAAUUGGGUGCACUCUUCCCACAUUGGAUCAAAUCUAUGCUUCCAGGUGCCAUUAGAAAGCUGCAGAGAUAGCGCAGGAUAGUGCACGUCCUGGAAAUGAUCUCUUUCAGCUUCUGCCUUCUGGAAGAAGGUACAGGGUUAUAAAGACUAGGACUAGCUGCCUGAGAAAUAGUUUCUAUCCAAAUGCGAUUUUGAUUUUAAACGCUGUGUAAGGAGUCUCUGUGGAAGUAUAUUGUAUUUUUAAAUGGGGUAUCGGAGUUUUCAGGGGGCUAACGGGGUUGGGAUGGCUGGGGUAGCAGGCUUGUUGGUUUUUUAAUGUCUUAUGUAGAUUUUUUUCAAUUUCGUUGUUCUGUAUGGGACAAUGACAAUAAAGAGUAUUGUAUUGUAUUGUAUUGUAUUGCAUCAUAUCGCAUCGUAUCAUCUGUCUUACAAAUCUCAGGUCACAUAAAUAUUGGACUUUGCACACACCAGGCUGGGCCUUGCUCAGGUUAACUUCGAAGCUUCUUCACAAUGCCUACCAGUUAUAUUUAAUUGGAAAGCAUCUUUCAUGAGUCACUGAGGAAGAUGCUUCCUGAGAAUUUUCUUGUAAGGCAGUUCAAAUGUACACACUGCUGUGUUAAAAUGUUGUGCAUUCUUUUGAGUCAUCCUAGAACACAGGUGCUAUAUAAGAAUUCUGAAGCCUGCAAACCAACAGCCAUGGAUAAAUUUCAUGUCCAGAGUGUUCUAGUGACAGGAUCUAAUCAGGGGAUUGGCCUGGGACUUGUCAGCCAGUUCCUGAUGAAGCCAAACCCGCCAGAGUGGGUGUUUGCCACCAGUCUGGAUCCUGAAGGACCUAAUGGGAAGAAGUUGAAAAAGCUGGCUCUGCAACAUCCAAACCUGGUGGUGCUACAGUUAGAUAUCCGAGAUCUGAAGAGCAUUGAGGCUGCUGUGCAGAGAGUCGAGGAGCACGUCAAAGAAAAUGGCCUGACAUUGCUAAUUAACAAUGCUGCCAUUUUGGUCAAGUUUACCCACUUGGCUAAUGAAACAGCCAAGAACAUGUCCGACCUGUACAACACAAACACUGUGGGAACCUUGCAAGUCAGUCAGGCCUUCUUGCCCUUGCUGAAGGUUGCUGCCCAAAGAAGCCUCCAAGAAGGGCUGAGCUGCAGCAAGGCAAGCAUUGUCAACAUAGCCAGUGACUUUGGCUCUCUGGAGAAAAUGGCUGGAUGGGGCCUCUCUCAAGUCAUCUCCUACCGCUGCAGCAAGGCUGCUGUGAACAUGCUGACCAGGUGCCAGUCCUUGGAGUAUGGUCCGUUGGGGAUCCUUUGCAUCUCCAUCCACCCUGGCUGGGUGAAAACUUCCAUGGGGACAUGUCUGGUCCCAACUACAGUGAGUGAGAGUUGCAGUAGGAUCUUGAAAGUGCUUUCUGCUGUCACUGACAAAGACUCAGGGUCUUUCAUUGACUGGAAAGGGCGUGUUGUUCCUUGGUGAGAAAACGAGUCACAAAUCAUGGGCCUCCAUCCAUCCGCUCCAUGAAGUCUGUGAUGGCAAUAAAACACAGAUAAAGCUAUGUGAACUUCCUGAGUUGCCCGCUUCCAUUUCUUUCUCGCUUGCUUGCUUGUUUCUGUUAUAUCUAGAAAUGCCUGUUGAUGCCAACUGAUAGAUCCCAUUUCAAGUUUGCAAGUUGUUUUGGUUUUCAGUUUGGUGGAGGGAAAGAACCGACUUGGCAACAUAGCCCCACCUCCACUUGCUCCUUCUUCAAAGGAGAAGACCUUGUUGUCCCGCAGAGGAGGUGCAGGGUUCCCUUUCUCUUCAUCCAGCUGCUCUUGGUGGCUGCAGAUUUUCUACCCAACAAGUGUAGCAACUGCACACUCAUCCUGAAUAGGCUGUCCGGGGCAAGCCGUCCUUUGGGGGCACAGCUGUUUUAGCCUCUGGGUUGAAGUUCAGCCUUGCUCAGAAAUCUCCCCUGCAUUGAAGUAAUGGCAUUCACACCUAUUUUAAGAAUACAGAAACUGUCUAUAAUGAAUAACACCAAUCCACAAAUGCCAAGCCAUUUAUUCAGUGGAUGGCGGAAGCUCAUUCAGAAACCUUCAAGCAGUGUUUUCCAUAUACAUUACAUAAUGCCUUAUGUGAUUUACACAGUAUAUAGAGAGAGACAAAAACUGAUAAAACAAUAAGGUUUAUUAUUCAGACAAAGGGUAAGGGAAUGAGUUAAGUCUAUAUGCUGUUAAGCCAAAACCCCAAGCCCUAGAUUCCCUUUGUUGCUCUUUCAAUACUUCCUCUUCACAUUCCUAAGGGUGUGUCCCCCACAUAUAAAUGUUAAAUACAGUGGUACCUUGGGUUAAGAACUUAAUUCGUUCUGGAGGUCCAUUCUUAACUUGAAACUGUUCUUAACCUGAGGUACUACUUAGCUAAUGGGGCCUCCUGCUGCCGCCGUGCGAUUUCUGUUCUCAUCCUGAAGCAAAAGUUCUUAACCCGAAGUACUAUUUCUGGGUUAGCGGAGUCUGUAACCUGAAGUG